Molecule: messenger RNA, 3242 nt
Organism: Acanthaster planci (crown-of-thorns starfish)
Lineage: Eukaryota; Metazoa; Echinodermata; Asteroidea; Valvatida; Acanthasteridae
Gene: tmbim4
Product: transmembrane BAX inhibitor motif containing 4
Biological process (GO): negative regulation of apoptotic process
Cellular component (GO): membrane
Source: RefSeq, a predicted model, not a curated record
GACCUGGCGACUAAACGGUCAUGGACGCUACAGGCUCAUGACAUGGGGGAGAUACGGCAUAUAUAUGAUGGCACUGGAUCAAUGUCCAACUAUGGUAUUCGAACCAAUUACUGUGCCCCAUGUGACGUACAUGUACAUACACCUGUACAUCACCUGCCUGUCAAGUGCCAUGAUAUCAUUAUGUUCAUGCUGUUGUAAUAAAGCUUUGGGGCUUUAUGUUGAAUUCUUAUGUGUUUAACAGUACCAUGUUUUAUUUUUACUUGUACUUUUCAGAUAUAAGCCUCUGUAGAGACAUCCACUGACAAAAAGUAAAAAGACAUCCAUGUUAACUACGAUUUGACAAUGCUUGUGAACAGGUGGUAGGGCACGUUACUGAUACCGAUACCUGUAUGUACAUUACAAACUACAUACACGUACCUUCAGGCAGUACAGUAAUUCGUCACCACAACGCAGGCACGCCUUCAGUUUAGGAAUGCAUGCAAGAAUAUUGUGCAACCACAGUUACAUUUUGAAAUACUACCAGACGUAAAUUCUUCUUUCGAGUGCUGAAAGUAAGUAACAUUUGACAAGAUGGCCACCAAGGCACAUGAUGUGGAGAGCAUAGUGGACGACUUUCGUUAUAGCACCAAUGUGGCAACAGCGCAUGUCUCCAUCCGCUUAGGAUUUCUACGCAAGGUUUUUGGCAUUCUCAGCACGCAGCUCUUGGUGACAACCGUAGUGGGUGCCAUCUUCAUGUAUACAGAUGGAGUCAAGGCUUACGUUCAGAGCAGUCAAGGGAUGCUGAUCGUAGCCUACGUGUCUUCCAUCUUCCUCCUCUUGGCCUUGUUUGUCAAACGCAGAGAAUCACCAACCAACAUGAUCCUUCUAGCUCUCUUUACUCUUGUGGAAGCCUACAGCGUGGGCACCAUCGUGACCUUUUACAACAAGGGCGUGGUGCUAGAGGCUUUCACCCUGACGCUGGUGGUGACACUUAGCCUGACGGCCUACACCAUGCAGAGCAAGAGAGACUUCAGCUCCUGGGGUGCAGGUCUGUACUCUGCCCUGCUGAUCCUGAUAGUCAGCGGCCUGCUGCACAUCUUCCUGCUGCACAGCGACACCCUGGAGUUCCUCCUGGCCAUCUUUGGGGCGCUCCUCUUCUGUGCCUUCAUCGUCUUCGACGUCCACAUGAUGAUGCACAAGCUCUCGCCGGAGGAGUACAUCCUGGCCUCCAUCAACCUCUACCUUGACAUCUUGAAUCUCUUCCUGCACAUACUGCGCAUUCUUGGGGAGGCGCAGAAGAAGUAGAUGUGCAUUGGCCGUUUGUCGCUGACGCUGUUUUCAGUUGCAAGUGUCUCAAUUUAUUUUUCUGUUUUUAUAUUUGGUUCCUCCUUUGUACAAAUCAGAAAGCUACAAAACACAGUGAUAUAUGGUGCAUGAUGCAUCUUUUCUUUUUGUCAUCAUUACAGAGGGCAAAGUUUUGACGGAAAAGGUGCUUAGACAUCAUUGGCUGUUCAAACUGCCACACGUCUGUAAACGUAGCAUUGCCUUUUGUGCAGUGCCAAAUUUAUCUGCCUUAAUCAGAGCACAGUACUGCCAGAAGGAAACCGAUUCCAUUCAGACCGUUUCUCUACUUCAGUCUGUGAUGUGACCACAGUUUGACCAUGAUGUGACCAACCAGUGCAUGCAUUUGUUUUGGAAUAGAUGAUGGCAAUGGAAGAGGUCAUCGUGUUAGCCUCUGCAUGAGUUUACAGGAAAAGGGAACUGAAGUAAAAGAUUAUGUUGUAUAUCUCAUUUCAGCUUUCACUUUGAACGUUUCAUUUAAAUCAUUUGGAUUUUUGUUUCACUUUUGCUUUUGGUUUUCCAGUUUGUAUGUUGGGGGUGGUCCAAAUUGUUUGGCAAGGUUCUUUCCAUGUUUAAAGGUCUUUCCUCAAAACUGGCCAAACAGAAUACUCCAGGUAUCCAAGAGAUCAUGGCACUAUCUUAAGGACUCUGUUGGAAAAUCCAACUCCACAAGUGACUUGAUAUGACACCCCCCCCCAAGUCAUCUGAAUUGUACAUGUACUGCUGCAAAUGGGCGUGGGUUUCAAGGGAAUAAAUGGGGCAUUUACCACAAUAAUGUUAAGAGGAAGGUUCAGUUUAGAAGUGUACAGGCUUUAUUCAGGUGUAUGUAAUACAAAGCAAUUCAGCGAUAUAUCUUUUUUUUAAUACACAUUUGAGGUGCAGGGAUGAUGUACAUGUACAAGUGUUACGUACAAAUUUAUCUUGCAAAGCAGAAAGGAUUAUUUAAGUAUGUUGAAGAAAUAAAGGUAUUCCUAUUUUUGCAACAGGUACAGAGUUGAAACAAAGGAGUAGUUACACUGAAAAUAGAUUUUUGCAUCCAUGCAUUUCAAAUGCAAUCAUAUCUUGUCCUGAUGUAUGACUUGCGGUCUGCUUUGGAAAUCUAACACUUGCAGCCGAUUUCACAAGACUUUGUGUAACGUCACACCAAACCUUACGCACUAAGUGUAUUUUAAGUCCCUGACUUGCGCAACAAGUUAUGGUGUAACAUGCACAAUCUUUUUAGGUAGCUUAAGUUGUGCUGGACCUAUCAAAAUGAAUGAUUUGACAAACUCAUGUUCAGUUAUGGCUCAUCGUUGCUGAACUUACAAAGGCAACAUAAAACUUUUUGGGCUGUGGGAGAACUUUGAAAUUUUCUGUCCGGUUCCAACGAAGAAAAGACGAAAACUUUUUCAUAAUGGUGGGCAGAGGUAAUUCGUCGACUUUUAAUGACUGUUGUAAUAUUGCAAAGGACUAACUGUCAUAAAAGCAAUGACUGUCCUCAUCCAAGAAAUUUAAUAUAAUUCAAAUGUUCUGCAGCUUAGCAACAUUUCCUGAAAUGAAACGUAAGUAUAUUGUGCAGCUACAGCACAAAUUUGUGGCACAAGGCUUACACAUGGGUCAAAGUUAUGCCUCAUUUUGUGAAAUCAGCUGCUGCAUACAUUAUAGUGUAGUUGUUUCUAGGAUAUGAAACGGAAAUAUGCUGCUUGAAUCCCCAUUUCAAAUUUUCACUACACAAACCCGUAGAUAAUUUGAAUGAAUUAAAAAGUGGCAAGUGAGAAAUUUUAAAUCGAUAUGAAAGUAGGCGCAAUGUUUAAAACAACUGUUUCAAAGGGAAAAUUAUAAGUGCUGUUUCCCUUCCAACAGGAUGUAUUUUGAAUUGUUUAUACAGUGGCCUCAUCCCUCCUCAGAGUCAGACAUUAAAGAUCCCAGAAUGAACAUCUCAA